Cydia amplana is the source of this 1265-nucleotide messenger RNA. RefSeq lists its product as uncharacterized. The record is from RefSeq and is a predicted model, not a curated record. The coding region runs from base 1 to 1242 and encodes 413 amino acids. NCBI's taxonomy places the organism in Eukaryota, Metazoa, Arthropoda, Insecta, Lepidoptera, Tortricidae. Gene Ontology annotation, molecular function: zinc ion binding; nucleic acid binding. The transcript has a single exon.
AUGACUGGUAGAGACGCAUUUAAUAGAAGUUCACGAACUCUGCGAAGCCCUCCUCCAGAAAGAAGAGCGGCUAUGGAAACUGCCCAAGGAACCCCGGUAGCCGUAGCACCAGCCGAAGGACCCGAAAUUGUAUCAACUGCCGAAAUCCAGAAUUGGAUAUCCGAAAUUGAAAGGCGCCUUAAUGAAAUUUGCACCAUUUCAAAUGAGGGCAAGUUAAAUUCAGACCAAAAAAUUAGAAUAAACACGCUUAGUAAAAGCGUUUUGGGCGGAAUCUCUCAAAUGGCUGUUCAGUAUCAAGCGGUCAAACAGAAUUUCUUACUUUGCCAAGCUCAAGUGAAUACCCUGUCCCAGCAAAAAAACAUUAGCACCCAACUUCAUGAAAUCAAGCAGCGCCUGGAAGCUAAAACAACAACCGAAGCAAAACAAUCCUUCGCUGAUAUGGUCAGGACCGGGAAAAGUUCAGCUGUGGUGCCCACCAAUACUAGCAGCAUCGCUAUUUAUCCUGCAGAUAAAGAAAAAUCUAGUGAGGAUACCAAACACCUGAUCCAAAACUUAAUCAAGCCAGAGGCCCUAAAACUUCACGUUCGCGGUAUGAGGAAGACAAAGAAUGGUGGUAUCAUAAUCAGCACUGAUAGAAAGGAUGACCUCGAAAAGCUUAAAGCAUCUCAGCAGCUUCAGCAAUCGGGACUUAAAGUGGAAGACACGACCAAAAGGAGACCGAAGAUAAUCAUACUAGGAGUCCCGACAAAUAUGACCGAAAAAGAGGUAUUCGAUUGUAUUUUCGAACAAAACUUUGUGGACCUUCAACCGAGUCUCUCCAGGGACAUAUUUAUGAGCUCAGUGAAACUUAGUCAUAAAUCAGGAAAAAAGGACUUAUCCACCUGCAACUACAUUCUAGAAUGCACAGCCGAAAUACGACGAAUGCUUAUACAACAACAACGCGUUUUUAUUAAUUGGACAUCUUGCCCAGUACGAGACUUUACUCUCUUGACCAGGUGUUAUUUUUGCCAUUUAUACGGCCAUUCGGCUAAAUAUUGCAGAGAUACAGCACCUACGUGUGGACAUUGUGGGUCAUCAGGACACAGUAUAAAAGAGUGCACAAAACAAGGCGAUCCUCCCAAAUGCGCUACAUGUCAACGCUUUAAGAAGCCGUGCAAUCAUAAAACCGGAGACGAGCAGUGUCCAGCGAUGAAAUUUGCGCAAAUUAGAUAUUUAAAUUCCAUAGACUAUGAAGGCGACUAGAGCGCCGCGAUUAAACGCCAUUU